This is a messenger RNA of Mycetomoellerius zeteki, 1428 nucleotides long. RefSeq lists its product as uncharacterized. Lineage: Eukaryota; Metazoa; Arthropoda; Insecta; Hymenoptera; Formicidae. The record is from RefSeq and is a predicted model, not a curated record. The transcript is spliced from 3 exons. Bases 188 to 646 code for a protein of 152 amino acids.
AAUCAACUAUAUAUUAUAAAAGUAAAAAUUAACCUCUUUCCUGGACAAACCGAUAAAGCAAAUGCAAACUACGGUGUCAGCUGAUCUCUUAGGGCCAUAGCACACAAAAAAACUUCAGCAAUAAAACGCGUUGUGUGCUACUUGAGAUCAAAUUGAAAUCAAACAUCGCGCGAGAUUUAAUCAUCCAAUGGCAGGCUAUUGGGUAAUCUUAGUUGUAUGGUGCACAGAGACUGCGCUAUAUUGCGUGAUGCUGUAUGAUCAAUACUGUCAUGCUCCGGACCAAAAAGCGGAAUCGAGAAACUGCGUGUCAUCUAACAACAUCAUGAAAACUGAAAGACACACUUGUGUGCUAAAUACCGACGAUCUACCCGUGGGAGAAUCGAUCGAGGAAAUUGCCGAAUCCGUAGAUGAGUUACGAGAGAAGCUUGCCAAUAUGAAAAAGCUCAUGAUAGAGCGAAAGGGCACUACACUGGGAGAGAUCAGUGCUCGGAAAAGGAAAGAAACUUCUAACAUGAUAGAUGGCAAUCUCUUGUCCUGGAUUUUUGGAUUGGCUCUUAUGGGAAUCCUGAUCGUUAGCUCCUAUGCUUUUUAUAAUCUGUAUCACGCAGUACUAAAGAGAUUCCCAUCUCAUCAUACGGAACUAUAAGGAGAGAGCGUAGAAUAAAAAAGAGUGAAGCCAAAAAUUUUCGCAAAUUCUCAACAAUAUCACAAAAAAAUCGGCCUUACUUAAUUUCUCCAUCAGAUAUUUCAACAAGGAAAAUGCUGCUUCAUGUUCUUUUUGCUUUUUGACCACUUUUUUUCAGAAAAAGAAAUAUCAAAGAAAACUGUUAAUUCAUUCGAAGGCACUAAUGCGCGUUGGUGCAUAUUAAAUCUGUUAUACAUUUUAAUUUGAAUGUAAUAAUGAAAUACAAAUAUUUCGUAUUAUAAAAUAUAUAUGCUACUUAACAGCAUAAAUGUAUAUUGAUUAGAAGUUUAAAAGUUUCAAAAUUUAUUUCGCGCUUAACUUGGUUUAACUUUUUUAUGCUAAACAUACAUCUUUACGUCAAUUUGUCUAUGACGGCUUCAAUAUGUAUCUCAUUACCAGAGCGUCGAACCAAAUUUACUAUCCAAGUAUCCAAGUAAUGAUUAAAUUUUUAAUGAUUAAAAAUAAAAGCAAGUAUCUAAAGGCUCAGAGAAUUAAAAAUUUCAAAAUGCAAUAAAUUGGGCAAUGAGCCAAGCAUGACCACACUAGUUGCACCAAUACCCGAAAUAUGCAGUCGGUGCGUCCCAGCCGAAAUCACUGAGUACAAAAACGAAUUGCAAAUUAUGAAAUAUAUGUUUAUCAAUAGUACUAUAAAAUGUAUUGGAGAUUUAACCUGUUUUAUAAUAUAUAUUUUUACGGCUAUAUUUCUAAUUGUGUAUGACAGCUAUAUGUGCACUAGUGCAUCC